Molecule: messenger RNA, 369 nt
Organism: Lodderomyces elongisporus
Lineage: Eukaryota; Fungi; Ascomycota; Pichiomycetes; Serinales; Debaryomycetaceae
Exons: 4
Coding region: 1-369 (122 amino acids)
Source: RefSeq, a predicted model, not a curated record
AUGCUCAGCAGUCGUACACUUGUUACUUGUGACAGUGCUAUGCGACAGAAUGGCGACCAGAGUGAGGACCUCAAAUCCUUGCAAAUCAUCUUCACUAUUGUGAACUACAGUUUAAAGGAGGAGCUACUCCUCAUUGGAGAACUAUGCGAGUUUAGUCCAAUGGAACAUAAUGCAUCGCAUGGCGUUGAAACGAGUACCGAAGAUUGCACGGGUAUAGGUGGCUACCCUCAAUUGGUGCAAAGAUCGAGGAAACAGACUAAACAAACUACACGGGUUAUCGGUGAGGUAGAAUUACACCAGAUAAAAACGGCGGAGAUGGUAACUACCGAGGGAAAGACUAAAUUGCAUCUCGCAAGAAAGACUAUAUAG